Messenger RNA from Xiphophorus maculatus (southern platyfish), 2486 nucleotides. It is a transcript of the gene coro2aa, whose product is annotated as coronin 2A. Gene Ontology annotation, biological process: actin filament organization. Gene Ontology annotation, molecular function: actin filament binding. Bases 280 to 1830 code for a protein of 516 amino acids. NCBI's taxonomy places the organism in Eukaryota, Metazoa, Chordata, Actinopteri, Cyprinodontiformes, Poeciliidae. The transcript is spliced from 12 exons. The record is from RefSeq and is a predicted model, not a curated record.
UCACUCCCUUUGCUUGUUCACACAUGCACUCUGCCUCCCGCUGCACACACACACACACACACACACGCUGACCUUCUCUCCUGGUUUUAACCUGGACUAACGGGGGAGUUUUUUUUACUGGAGAGUCUGAGUUUUUGGCAGCAGCGUCGAUCCGUUAGCCGAGCCGCUGUCAGUCGUUUAGUUUUCUUUUUGAUUUUGCUGCUUGGACAAUCGGAGUGAGUUUUUCUAACCUCAGGACGCGCCGCUGCUUCUCCGGUCGCUGACGACUCGCUCGGCAGGAUGACAUGGCGUCCUCAGUACCGCAGCUCCAAGUUUCGCCACGUGUUCGGGAAAGCUGCCACGAAGGAGAACUGCUACGAUGGCGUGCCGAUCACACGCAGCGUCCAGGACAACCACUUCUGCGCCGUCAACCCUCGCUUCGUCGCCAUCAUCACGGAGUGCGCCGGGGGCGGAGCCUUCCUGGUUCUGUCGGUCCAUCAUACAGGUAAAGUGGACCCUCACCACCCUCGAGUGUCGGGCCACAGAGGAAACGUUCUGGACAUCAAAUGGAAUCCGUUCAACGAUUACUGCAUCGCCUCCUGCUCCGAGGACACCACGGUGAAAGUUUGGGAAAUCCCGCCUCACGGCGUGCUGAAGACCCUGACGGUGCCGUGGAAAGAGCUGCAGGGUCACAGCCGCAGGGUGGGCGUCAUCGAGUGGCAUCCGACGGCUAACAACAUCCUCUUCAGCACAGCCUACGACUACCAGGUGAUGAUCUGGAACCUGGACUCUCCAGAGCAGGUGAUAAAGAACCCCGUCCGGACCAUCAAGCACCACACAGACGUUGUCUUGUCCAUGUCUUUCAACACGGAUGGGAGCCUCCUGGCCACCACCUGCAGGGACAGGAAGAUCCGGCUGAUGGAGGCGCGCUCAGGGAAUAUGCUGCAGGAAGGAAGCUGCAAGACACACAAAGCCAGUAAGGUGCUGAUUUUAGGAAACAUGAAGAUGAUCUUCACAUCAGGCACUUCACGCUACAACAGUCGGCAGAUUGUCCUGUGGGAUCAGGACGACCUGUCGACGCCUUUAUUGGAGGAGAACCUGGAUGGCUCCUCAGGUCUUCUGUUCCCGUUCUACGAUCCUGACACACACAUGCUCUACCUUGCUGGGAAGGGGGACGGAAGCAUCAGGUACUAUGAGAUCAGCUCAGAAAAACCGUACAUCCAGUACCUGAUGGAGUACCGCUCACACACGCCUCAGAAAGGAAUGGGUGUGAUGCCUAAGAGAGGCCUGGAUGUCAGCUCAUGUGAGGUUUUCAGGUUCUACAAAGUGGUGACAGUCAAGAGUCUCAUUGAGCCCGUUUCCAUGAUCGUACCCCGCAGGUCUGAGUCGUACCAGGAAGACAUCUAUCCGAUGACGGCAAGUAACAGACCAGCUCUGACUGCAGACGAGUGGCUCAGUGGGGUCGAUAAAGGACCGAUUCUCAUGUCUCUGAAGCCCGGGAGUGAACUGAUGGAGCCUCCAUCAGAGACGAAAGCGCUGGCCAACUCGGUGGACGCUCGCAGGUCCCGGAGCCGGCCGGGGGUGCUGCAGCUCUCCUACAUUCAGGACCAACAGGAAGCCAAAGAAACGAGCGACCAGGUUGAAGACGACCGCAGUCAAACGCCUGUGAUCAACGGGGAGGACCUGGCACUUUGCUCGCCUCCCAGGACAGAAAGCGAGCUGCGUCUGAAGUUCCUGAAGCAGCAGGAGGAGAUCCGGCGGCUGAGGGAGCUCCUCAACCAGAGGGAGGUGCGCGUCAAGCAGCUCGAGCUGGAGAUUAAGAACAUCAAGAACUCCCAGACGCAGAGCUAACUUUUACGAGCGUCCCGGUUUCCCCACGGCGCUGAGCGGGACACUCCGGCUCAGAUCUCGGAAUCAGAAACGCCUCGUUCUUUAAAACUUCCUGGCUCUCCCGAGACUCAAACCUCGACUUGCAGCCAACACUUGGUGCACAUAUUCUUUGUUUGUGUACAUAAACUUCUUACCUUUGCCCCAUUUCUUUUAUACACUUCACUGCUAUGCAAGUUUACUGUAAUAUUUUUAGCUUUUUUUUAACAGAUGUUUGAGCCUGAGCCGAAAACGCUGAAUUUAUUUUUUGUGCUUGAUUUAAAAAACUUUUCUCCUGUAUUUAAACUGCUGUAAGUGAAUGAAUGUGAAAGAGCUAAACGAAUGACCUGCCUGUUGAACCCGAGCUCUGCCUUUCUAUAAGCCGCAGAUCGCUUUAUUCCAGCUUUUAUUUUGAAAUCGUCUGGAAGCAGAUUCAUUUUAAUGUGUACACAAAAUCUGAAACUGAUGCCAUGUAUGAGUUUUAACCCUAAUUUUUAUAUUUAUUUCAAAAUGUGGGCAGGGAAUACACAUUUUAAUCAGGAAUUUGAAUCCCCGGAUGUGAUUUAUUUGGCAAAUAUAUGAAGAUGAAAAUGAACCAAAUGCUGUUUUUAUUUUUUUGCUGUGAAAAAGUUAAUGACUUA